GGGAGGGGCUGGGCCGGAGGACCAACAGUCGGAAAGUAGCAAACUCGACUUCCUUCCCCGAUAGGUGUCGGCCGGCCGAAACCGCGAAGAAGCGCCUGAAUCAGUGUGGCUCACCCAUCAUCCCAGCCAUCUAAAUGUUUAAUUAAAACGCGUCAUCCGCAGAGAGGCCGUUGAAGCAAGAGUGGAUUUGGUGACGAAAGAGAAAGGAGGAGGGAAAGGGGAGAAGCCCAAGAAGACCAGCUGAAGUGUUUUCCCCCCUCAUGAAAAAGAUCUAAUGAUUCCAGCAAAAAAGUGAUCAAGGACGUUUCUCCUCCAGGGAUUACAUGGUGUAGCGCUCCACCAAGACCCGAGCAAAUAACAGAAAUUCUUUUCUAUGUGAUGACAAGAAGAGAAUAGGCGAGAGACAUUAAUAUCAGAUGAAAUGGCAGCUCCAUCUCCAGCUAAGAGUAUGGGAGACCCUGGAAUCACCCCCCUCUCCCCCACGCACAUUCAGCAGGACUCGGAGGACAAGACGCCAGCAGGCCCCUCCUUUACCGUGGUGGUAGCCAUCGACUUUGGAACUACCUCCAGCGGAUACGCAUACGCCUUCUCUAAGGAGCCCGAAUGCAUCCACACCAUGAGACGCUGGGAGGGCGGGGACCCCGGCGUGUCCAAUCAGAAGACUCCGACCACCAUCCUCUUGACGCCGGACAGGAAGUUCCACAGCUUCGGCUACGCGGCUCGAGACUUCUACCACGACCUGGACACCACUGAGGCCAAGCAGUGGCUCUACUUCGAAAAGUUCAAGAUGAAGCUCCACACCACCGCUAAUCUGUCCAUUGACACGGACCUGCAUGCAGCCAAUGGGAAGAAGGUGAAGGCUCUGGACAUCUUUGCCUACGCGCUGGCCUUCUUCAAGGAGCAGGCCCUCAAGGAGUUGAGUGACCAGGCUGGUGGAGAGUUCCGGAAUGCGGAUGUGAGAUGGGUGAUCACUGUGCCCGCCAUCUGGAAGAUGCCCGCCAAGCAGUUCAUGAGGGAGGCCUGCUACAAGGCCAACCUGGUUCCCCGUGACAACCCCGAGCAGCUGCUCAUCGCCCUGGAGCCCGAGGCCGCCUCCAUCUACUGCCGCAAACUCCGCCUACACCAGAUGGUCGACCUAGACACCCGCACUGGCACCGCCGUCAACGGGUACAGCCCCAACGAGAACGUGGGGGCGGGCAUGACACAGGCUAAGGAGCACACGCGCCGCAACCGCCAGAGCCGAACCUUUUUGGUGGAAAAUGUCAUUGGAGAGCUUUGGUCAGAGCUGGCAGAAGGUGACCGCUAUGUGGUGGUGGACUGUGGUGGUGGCACGGUGGACCUCACGGUUCAUCAGAUCCGCAUGCCUGAGGGGCACCUGAAGGAACUCUACAAGGCAUCAGGAGGCCCGCAUGGCUCCAUAGGUAUCGACUACGAGUUUGAGAAGCUCCUGUGCAAGAUCUUUGGCCAGGACUUCAUUGACCAGUUCAAGAUCAAGCGUCCAGCAGCCUGGGUUGACCUGAUGAUUGCCUUCGAGUCGCGCAAGAGGGCCGCGGCGCCGGAACGGACCAACCCGCUCAACAUCAACCUCCCCUUCUCCUUCAUCGACUACUACAAGAGGUUUCGCGGACACAGCGUGGAGCACGCACUCCGCAAGAGCAAUGUGGACUUUGUGAAGUGGUCAUCUCAGGGUAUGCUGAGGAUGAGUCCCGAUGCCAUGAAUGCCCUCUUCAAGCCCACCAUCGACCACAUCAUCCACUACCUCGUCGAGCUGUUUGACCGCCCGGAGGUGACGGAUAUCAAGUUCCUGUUCCUGGUCGGGGGCUUCGCCGAGUCCCCGCUGCUGCAGCGCGCGGUGCAGGACAUGCUCCAGGGCCGCAGCCGCAUCAUCAUCCCGCACGACGUGGGCCUCACCAUCCUCAAGGGCGCCGUGCUCUUCGGCCUGGACCCGGGCGUCAUCAAGGUGCGCCGCUCGCCCCUCACCUACGGCGUGGGCGUGCUCAACCGCUGGGUGGACGGCAAGCACCCGUCCGACAAGCUGCUGGUGAAAGAGGGCACGCGCUGGUGCACCGACGUCUUCGACACCUUCAUCGCGGCCGACCAGUCGGUGGCGCUCGGCGAGACGGUCAAGCGGAGCUACACGCCGGCCAAGCCCUCGCAGCAGGUCAUCGUCAUCCACAUCUACUGCAGCGAGAAGGAGGGCCCGGGCUUCAUCACCGACGCCGGCGUGCGCAAGUGCGGCUCGCUGCGGCUGGACCUGAGCGGCACCGAGCCCCCGCCGCCGCCACCGGGGGGCGGCAUCACGCGCCGCGAGAUCCAGACGCUCAUGCAGUUUGGCGACACGGAGAUCCGCGCCAUGGCCGUGGACGUCAGCACCUCGCGCAGCGUCAAGGCCGCCAUUGACUUUCUCAGCCAGUAGACACACCCCAGACACACCUCUAAACCUCCACCACCAACCCAGACGCACUGUACCUAACUUACUUACUAUUACUAUUACUACUAUUACUACUACUACAUCAGCCGCCACAGCAGCAGCAUGUGAGGAAAACUACAAAAAUAUGGAAAUGAAAAUGGGGGUGGUGUUUAGUCAGGGGAGGAAAUACAUGUAUGGGUGAAAGGGAUUAUGGGUAACUGAGUUCUAGAACACAAUUAUCAUGUGAAGCUCCUUCCCCUCAUCAGCUCCACCAGUUCCUCUCUGGAUUCCACUCAU
Engraulis encrasicolus (European anchovy) is the source of this 2707-nucleotide messenger RNA. It is a transcript of the gene hspa12a, whose product is annotated as heat shock protein 12A. Lineage: Eukaryota; Metazoa; Chordata; Actinopteri; Clupeiformes; Engraulidae. The record is from RefSeq and is a predicted model, not a curated record. The coding region runs from base 422 to 2416 and encodes 664 amino acids. The transcript is spliced from 12 exons.